Messenger RNA from Vicia villosa (hairy vetch), 11720 nucleotides. RefSeq lists its product as uncharacterized. The transcript is spliced from 2 exons. The record is from RefSeq and is a predicted model, not a curated record. Gene Ontology annotation, biological process: DNA integration. Gene Ontology annotation, molecular function: nucleic acid binding; RNA-DNA hybrid ribonuclease activity. NCBI's taxonomy places the organism in Eukaryota, Viridiplantae, Streptophyta, Magnoliopsida, Fabales, Fabaceae. Bases 382 to 2676 code for a protein of 764 amino acids.
GAUCCGAGAGCCCCUUCCACUUCACCAAAUUCGGGUUCAAAGAAAACCCUAGGAACAUGACAGCUUGAUUCUUCAAACCGUGAAACUCUCCUCUCUCACGAUAUCUACGCUCUGCUCUCUCUCAUUUCUAACAUCAGUGAAGAAAAUGAAAGAACAACAAUAUGAAACUCUCACACCUCUCAAAAUCUCUCUCGGUAUCUCGCGAUUCUCUCAUAUCAAAAACAAAAUUCAAAUCAAGCAAGAACCCUAACCCCUUUUCAAAACGAUUCCGCAGAGAUUUACAAGAUACAGAUUUCAAUCGAUUGAAAAGAAAAAUUAACGGAAAAGGAAAAAUGAAAGAACACAGGAUGAUAAGGGCAAGCCUCAUGGUAUGAAUUAAGGAUGAAUUUAAAAUUCGGGGCAAAAUUGGGGUAUGACAAGAACUACUUGCAAGAAUCACCGAUACUCUUACCUCCUGUACCAGGGAGACCACUGAUCAUGUACCUCACAGUUCUCGAGAGGUCUAUGGGGUGCGUACUGGGGCAACAGGAUGAAACAGGCAGGAAAGAACACGCUAUCUACUAUCUAAGCAAGAAAUUCACGGAUUGCGAGUUUCGAUAUUCACCAUUGGAAAAGACAUGUUGUGCCCUAGCAUGGGCCUCCAAACGUCUAAGGCAAUAUAUGCUGAACCAUUCCACAUGGCUGAUAACGAGAAUGGAUCCUUUGAAAUACGUGUUCGAAAAGCAGGCUCUCACAGGUAGAAUUGCAAGAUGGCAAAUGUUGUUGUCAGAAUACGACAUACAAUACGUCACCCAAAAGGCGAUAAAAGGGAGUGUACUGGCAGAACAUCUUGCUCAUCAUCCCCUCGAAGAAUACCAAUCUAUGAAGUUCGACUUUCCUGACGAAGAUAUCAUGGUGGUAAGGGACUACGAAAUACCAGGCCCCGACGAAGGACCUGAACCGGGGGCAAUAUGGACACUUACGUUCGAUGGCGCUUCAAAUGCACUAGGACAUGAUAUAGGGGCAGUCUUGACAUCUCCUGACAAUCGGCACUUACCCUUCACUGCAAGACUAUGCUUUGACUGCACCAACAACAUUGCAGAAUAUGAAGCAUGCAUAUUGGGGUUAGAAGCGACAAUCGAUCUAAGGAUUAAAUUGCUUGAGGUGUACGGGGAUUCAGCACUAGUAAUCCACCAAGUCAACAAAGAAUGGGAUACUCGAGAUUCAAAGCUAAUCCCAUAUCGAGACCUUAUACUGGAGUUAAUGGCUGAGUUUGAGACGAUCACUUUUACUCAUAUCCCAAGGGAAGAAAAUCAAAUGGCUGACGCAUUAGCAACACUUUCCUCUAUGUUCAAAGUGACCUGGCCAAACCACGAACCACGGAUAACGGUUAGACACUUUGAUGAGCCUGCUUAUUGUCUCACAAUCGAGGAGCAGUCUGACAACAAACCAUGGUACCACGAUAUCAAAAGGUACUUGGAGAAACAAGAAUACCCGGAGAACGUCUCCACGAUUGAUAAAAAGACACUAAGGAGAUUGGCAGCUAAGUUCUUCCUGAGCGGAAAUAUCCUAUACAAAAGAAAUUACGACUCGGUGUUACUAAGGUGUGUGGAUAAAAAUGAGGCCAAGGAGAUUAUCAGAGAAGUACAUGAAGGAACCUUCGAAACUCAUGCAAAUGGACACUCAAUGGCUAGAAAAAUACUACGAGCGGGGUAUUACUGGUUAACAAUGGAAGCUGACUGUUUCCAAUAUGCAAGAACAUGUCACAAGUGCCAGAUUUACGCUGAUAAAGUACAUGUACCGCCAAAUCCGUUGAACGUUCUGAGUUCACCGUGGUCGUUCGCAAUGUGGGGGAUUGACAUGAUAGGGAUGAUCGAACCGAAAGCCUCAAAUGGACACCGAUUCAUAUGGGUGGCCAUAGACUAUUUCACCAAAUGGGUCGAAGCUGCUUCUUACACCAACGUGACGAGACAAGUAGUCACUCGGUUCAUCAAGCAUAACAUCAUAUGCCGGUAUGGGGUUCCAAACAGGAUUAUCACCGACAAUGGGUCGAAUCUAAACAACAACAUGAUGAGGGAGCUGUGCGAGGAGUUCAAGAUUGAACACCACAAUUCUUCACCAUACAGGCCUAAGAUGAACGGCGCUGUCGAAGCUGCAAAUAAAAAUAUCAAAAAGAUAAUACAAAAGAUGGUGAAAACAUACAAGGAUUGGCACGAAAUGCUUCCCUUCGCCCUAUACGGUUACGGAACCUCGGUGCGCACAUCUACAGGAGCAACACCAUUCUCUUUGGUUUACGGCAUGGAAGCAGUCCUCCCUAUCGAAGUGGAGAUUCCUUCAUUAAGAGUCCUGGCUGACACAAAGUUAGAAGAAUCGGAAUGGGUAAAAACUCGUUUCGAUCAGCUUAACCUCGUUGAAGAAAAGCGACUGACGACUUUGUGUCACGGGCAACUCUAUCAGAAAAGGAUGAAAAAGGCGUUCGAUAAAAAGGUUCGUCCUCGAACUUACAAAGAAGGUGAUAUUGUUCUCAAGAAAAUACUAUUACCUCGACUUGACGCCCGUGGAAAAUGGACACCGAACUACGAAGGUCCAUAUAUUGUAAAAACGGUGUUCUCAGGAGGAGCGUUAGUUCUCACUACAAUGGAUGGGGACGAGCUACCGCACCCAAUCAAUUCUGAUGCGGUCAAGAAUUACGCCUAGCAAAGGCAGGAUUAUUGGUCAUAAGCUGAAUAUAGACUACGAAGGAUAGGGAUUCGUGCAAUCAUCUACUUCUAAGGUCGAAGGAUUAUUGGGACCCUUGAUAACAAAGGACCAACGGCAGUAUUGAUAUCAUUUCUAUUUGUCAUUUUCUUUUCUUGCAUUUUUGUACACUCGCCAAUUCAAGGCAAUAUCAAUACAAAUUUCUUUUCUUGCAUACUACGCUUUCUUUCUCAUUUCAAUACCAUUUGCAAAGAUUAAAUUAUUUUCAUAAGCUUUAACUUGGAUUUAACAUGAGAAACUUACAAACUUUCAACACAAAAGCAAUAGGAUAAAACUACGAAACCUCCGGAAGGCUACAUACGCCCUACGCUGCGAUCACUCUGAUCUAAUAUAACUCUUUCACAAAGGAUAAUAUCAGUGGGUCAUUCAAAUACAAUCCGAGCUAGGAUUCACAAACACUUCGAAAGGGGUUAAACAAAGGCAAUGGGUGAUAAGGAGAUAAGGUGUUGGAGUUAUCAUACAUACUCAUUUGCAUACACGCAACACUUGCAUGUGUAAACAUUCAUGCACAUACAUUAUACAAACAACAGGGGCAUAUGCAUGCACAUGAUGCAUACACAUGGUGCAUACACAUGGUGCAUACACAUGGUGCAUACACAUACAAAAAAAGAACAACUUCUACGCAGGUAAACUUGCCCGAACCGGGGUAAGCGAUCCAAUGGUGCAGGUGAAUUUGCGAUAACCCUCGCAAAUGAUCCUAAUGGUGCAGGUGAAUUUGCGAUAACCCUCACAAAGGAUCCUAUUGGUGCAGGUGAGUCUGCUAUAAGCAUAGCAAAUUAGCCUAAAUGGAGCAGGUGAAGUUGCUAUAAGCAUAGCAAAUUAUCCUAAAUGGUGCAGGUGAAUUUGUCCGAACCAGGGCAAAUGAUCCUAAUGGUGCAGGUAAAAUUUGUCCGAACCAGGACAGGUGAUCCUAAUGGUGUAGGCGAGAUUUGUCCAAACCAGGACAAAUAAUCCAAAUGGCGUAGGUAAAAUUUGUCCGAACUAGGACAAAUGAUCCGAAUAGUGCAGGUGAGCUAGUCAGAGUUAUGACAAGUAAUCCUAUUGGUGCAGAUGAACUUGCUAGAACUAUAGCGAGUGAUCCUUGUGGGGUUUAUAAACUGUGAAAACUUACUAGAACUAUAGUAAGUGGGGUUCACAAACUGCGAAAGUUUGUUGGCAAUACAGUAAGCUAAUUACACAACUAACGGCAAGUCCUCGCUAUGUAAGACUCAGGCUGUAGCAGGACGAUUCUCUCACUCACACUCAAGCACGAGGUAAAUUUAGGGGUCUUCCAUUAUUUAAUAACUCUUCAAUCCGAAAAGCGUGAGACCUGCGUAUUCUCACGCUAUUCAAUCCAAGAUAAUUAAAUAGGGGCAGCUGUCAUACCCCAAAAUUUACCCGAUGUGAUUCCCGUUUCAAUUUAUUAAGGGCGUUAAAAAUUAGGAGCCAUAGGGUUUAGUAUACCUAUUAUUAAACUCGAUCUCCUAUAAAAUUCCCGUAUAAAUUGGUUUAAAAUAAGUAGAGGUAUGAACUGCAAAUAUUUAAGGUUCAAUUCAUUUUGGGCCCAUCUGUUCCUCGUCAUUUCCUUAUUUUUAUUAUCCUUGUGCAUUCCCACUAAAUAACAUUAUCAUCAUUAAUCACUAAUUAGAUUAUUAUUAUUGGUAGGAUUAUUAUAUAAUUUUGUUUCUAAAUAAAUAGGAGCUAAAUUAUAGUAAUCUCAUUAUUAAGGUUAAUCAUUUCCAUUAGGGUUUUAUUUAAUUUUUAUUACUAAAAUUAUUAGUUAACUGGUUUAUUGCUACUAAUUAAUUAAUUAACUAAUUUAAGUAAAUUAAAUAAGUUAAGUGGAUUAUUGGGUUUUUGUUGUUUUUGUUGCUCGUGGGCCAAAACGAAUUGAUGUUACUGGGCCAAAGACUCGGGUACUAGGCCAAGCAUGGACCAGGGACGGACCGGGUCAAACCGACCCGCGUCCUGUGCACCAUCUUCCUCCUCACAGCAAUGGCCGCCGCUGCAACACACAAACCCUAGAUCUGGAAACCAAACGCCCAGGCCCAUGAACAUGAAUCUUCAGAAUCAAAUCCUAGCAUUGAAUCCAAUCUUCAAUCAAAUCUUAAACACAAAUUGAAUCUUAACAAAAUGAAUAAAACGGAAAUCAAUUCAUAACAAAAGAAAUAAAAUAAAAUCUUCAUUAAUCAAGAUAAGAUUACAAUGAAUCAAUUCUGAAACAAAUCUAAUCUAACCUAAUCAAAUCUCUAACUUAAAUCUAACAUUUCCUAAACGAAUUAAACCCUAAUACUAUAAAUUGAAAAGAAGGAAACAGAAGAAGGGGUCGGAGAAAUUUCUGGAGAAGCGCUUGAAGGCCGCCGCGAAUACAAACGAACCCUAGCUUCAUCGUACCUGCGAAAAGUGAGAGGGGAAGAGGAUUAGCGAAAGGAGCUUACACGAUCCAACAUUCAAGACAUAAGGUAUUGUAAAUUGAAUCACAUAACUUAAUAGUCUUGAUCUGCAUGUUCGAUUUGGGGUUUAUGAUGUGAAUCUGGAACUUUUGGGGGUUUAGGGUUCGUGAGACUCAUGGUUAUUAGGGCUAGGGUUCUAACGAAUGGGGUUAGGGUUCAUAAAUGUUUGAAGGUUUGUUCAAUUAUCUGGGCUUGUAUGAAUGUGGGGGUUCAGAGGAUAUGAAGAUCUGCAAGAUCUUCAUCCUUCUGGGUAUUCUGGGUGGGAGAGGGAUUGAACGCAUGAGUUUCACGGUUGAAACUCAACCGGAGACUGGAAUUUUACGGUGGGGCCAAGGGUGGUUCACGGUGGGGCGGGGUGUUUCCUGGGUGCGUGUUCUUGGGAGAGGGCCUUAGAGAGAGAGCUUGAAAGGGGUAACGAGAAAGAGAGAGAGUGGAUCCGAUUUGCUUUGAUGGAUCCGAUUUUCCCCGCCGUUAGAUUAGUGCCACUUGGCCUCCCAUGGCCACUUGGCAGCAUCACUGGACAUGAUCCAGUGUGCCUUCCAUAUCGUACGCCCUUAUCAUACGCGCAUGCAGACCAUCUGAUCAGCUUAGGGCCAGAUCUAACGCAUCAUACCCUGUAACACAUUCCAAUGCGAGCACCUGCGUCGCAUAGGAUCCUGACGGAUCUAAAAUACUAAUGGGCUUGGCCCUUUACUAUCCACACACCCUAUAAUUGCUACCCUUAAACAAAAAUACACCCCCCCUUGCGCAAAAGAAAAGAAACUAAUGGGCCCAAAUCUCUUUCUCUAUUUACACCCCUAAAUUUUCACAUAAAAAAAUGAUAACAUAAAAAAUGAUAACAUUUAAAUUAAUUAAUCUUAAAACGUUAAUUGGUUGAUUGUUUGUUUUUUUGAUUCAAUUUAAUUUCUCCUCGAGCCGACUAAAUCUAUUAGUCGUUGUAGAUGAGAAAUAAUUAUUUAAUUAACUCUCAUUAAUUCUCACCUCGACCCGACUAAAUCUAUUAGUCGCUUUAGACGAGAGAUAAAAAUACACAAAUUAAAAUACAUUUUAAUUUGCUGCCCGCGACGAUCAAUCUAUCGAUCUGAGUAAUCAGCAAUGCCCCGUAAUCCGUUAGCUAUACUGACCAAACCUAUUGGUCACCGCAUCUAACGGUGCCAAAUCAAAUCAGGGUUGUACGCCAAGCCUCAAAAUAUUUUCACCUUUCAAAACAAAUUUCAAAACUACGAUAGGCCAUUCAAAAAGCCUUUAAAACAAUUUCAAACCACGAAUUCAAUCCUAAGGCGUACAACCCUGUGCCCGAACUACGUUGACUCUGAUCCUCCAUAAGGAGGUACGUAGGCACUUGGUAACAAGGCGAGUCUUCCCCCCUAUAAUUUCAGUUCAUUCUUAAAUCUUAUUUUUUACCUUUUUUCAAUUCAUUAGCUAUAAACCUCAUAAUUAUUGCCAUAAACCUUAUCUUUACAAUGUUAGCCUUUAGGAAAGGGUUGAGGGUGCCUAACACCUUCCCUCAACCUGAUUAUAAUAACUUACCCUGAAUCUCACAUCUGCGUAGGGUUUCCUAUUCGCCCUUCAGAAUAGGUGACGACUCUAAACCUUUCAAUUUUAGGGCAGGUUGCUACACUAAUAAAGCAUGACAAAUGACUUAAAGUUUUUUUUAUUUUAUUAAUUGUAACAUCCUGGUUGUAUAAUCACUCUGAUCUUUAUUAUAAUUUCCGCGGGGGUUUAGAAGGGUGUUACAAUAGUGGUAUCAAAGUAGGUCGGUCCGUCCGACCAAUUGUAGAGUCAGUUGAGUUGCACGAUAGUUGAAUACUGUCGGCAUAUUAUCCCUUGGUAUGCGACAUGUGAGUGAAUCACUGUCGGUACUUGGUUAUUUUGUUGCAGGUGUUGGAUUGAAACAAGUGGGGGAGAAGCUUCACUUCCCGAUUAUGCUUCGGUUGUUAGAUGAUUGGUUCAGUAGGAUGUUGUUGGCAACAGUGCAAGCGUUGUUGGAGUUGCUGUUUCCCGAAUCGAAGGUGACUUGGGAUUAAGACUUGACUGGUAAUUAAGUUGGAGCAUCUUGAAGGAGGAUGAUUAGAUGUAAUUGAUGAUUAUUUGUGGGAGAGGUAAAUUAGAAAGUUGCAAUGUAUCAGCUCUUCUGGUGGACUGCGAAGUUGUCAGUUGAGUAGCCUUGCGUCUCGGAAGAGGUUCAGUUACAAGCUUGCAAGGAGGAUUGAUGCGAUGAUAGUUCAGAAAUCGAACUUCGGAGAUGGGAUUGUGUUGCUAAAGUUAUAAGAGUGUUUGGAAGCAAAGAGAUAUGAUAAGGGGCUGUUUGGAAUGUGAUUGAUUUGAAGAUGAUGAGUUUUAGAGCGGAAUUCCCGUAACAAAAACGCAGGAAAGUUGUUGAAUCGUUAUGAAACUUCGAAAAUUCAUAACUGGAGUUCUAGACAUCCGAUUUGAGUUCCGUUUGAAGCGUCAGAAAGAUAACGAGAUGAACUUUGUUAUAAAAAUGGUUGCAGCAGCUGUAACAUAUUUAAUUGUGUCAGUAUGAUGUUAGAAAGAGGUGAAGUUACGGUUACACUUGUUCUUAGAACUAGACUUGUUCGUGGGUACCGCACGAGACUUCAGCGUCAGAGUUGAACGGAUUGAAAGAAUAAUGAGAAGGUUUAUUGAGAAGUAAUUUUAAGAAUUGAAUAUACCAUUUGAGGGGUUUUGGAAAUAUCGUUUAGAGUGUCGCUACAUGGCGUCGGUGUUGCAUUUUCGGAUAACGAUGGAAAAUUCAUAUCUUGAGUUCCGAGUGUCGGAUUAAUAUGUCGUUUGAACCCACGAAGAGGAGAGAUUAUGUUAUACCCUAUAGAAGAGUUAUAAAUACAGUAGAGUGAUCCUACAAAGAGAGAUUUUGAAUUCGGUUAAGGAAGCCUGAAACUUGUUGAAUAGGAAUGCCUACUACCGCGGUUGUUUGAAACGAAAUUGAGUAGAACUUGUUGUUGAGGAAUAAGUUGAUCAGAUGUUCGAUAAUAAAUAUGAUUUGAGUUCCGAUGGAUUUUAGUGAGGAGUGAAUUAGUAGGAAAGGUGGAACAAACUUCGGGAACAUUUGAAGUCGUAUUUGUGAUGCCAAAGCAACGACAUGUAUAAAAGAAGAGUUAUAAAGGAUUUCUAACACCUAUUGAGGUGAGGAAGACUUUGUUGAGAUUCCAAGUGGAAUGAUACUUGGAAGCAAAAGAUGUCAUGGGAUUUAGGGUGAAACCAGGAGUAUGAAUGUUGUCGCGGUCUUUUGCUAAGACGAGGAUUUUGAUUGGAACGAGAUAAAUAGUAAUGUACGAGUAUAUUAGUGAUUGUGAAGUUGGAAGUACUUAACAAGCGUGUGAUGCUAAGUGACUACGAAGUGGAUUGUGUAAAAUGUUUGGAUGUUGUUGUCUCACCGAUAAGAUCCAAUGAGAGGAAAGCGUGCGAUUUGUAAAGACUCAAGGUGAAUUACUAUGACGAUGUUAAUGAGUUUGGGUGCAAACUCGGAAAAGGGACACUAUUAUGUAGUGACGACGGUUUAUGCUUAAAUAUGGUUGUCAACUAUCUAUUGACAAAUUUAGGACUUGAUCACCCUAAAUCUCAUGUUGGUAGUAGAUGGAAUCAUAUGAAUGGGAUGAACUUGUUUUGUUACCUUAAUGGUAUGAGUUGUGAUGGAUGUUAAACUGUGAAAAUAAUCACUCACCAUGCUGUGUGAAUUUAUGAAGAAGUGAAUAUGAAAGAGUGCAAUAUAUUGGAUGAUGAAUUAAGACGGGUAAUCAGAGUCGCGCAGCAAAAGUGUGAUGUGGAGUAGUGUGCGAAUACUACUCGUGGGCAGUGAGGAAUUAAUAUGCCGGGAGCCUACGUAAAGAACAUGAAUUGAUCUAUAUGUUGGAUUUAGAAUCUGGUGGAUGCAAGGAUGUCGCGCUAGAGAAUUAAAACUCUUUUGAAUAAAUUGCCGAGAUGACGAACAUGUUAUCGUGGUUGUACGUAGUUAACGAGUAUGUAUUCAGCGAAGUUAAGGCGAUGAGUGUAUACUAUAUGAUGCUAUAAUAAUUUUGUAGUGUUGUAAGGUAUUAUUGUAGAUUUCCAGAUAUAAUGAGGAAUUAUACUCUAUGAAGGACGAAGUUGAUUUAAUUCUUAGAAAAGAGCGGGCUUCAGUUUGAGCUAUUUUAUAAGCAAUGGUAUAUUAAGGAUGAUGAGUGUGAUUAUAAUUACUUGUGUGUACUCGUUCUGAUGGUAGGAAUGUUUAAAUAGAGGAAGUAAAUCAGGACUUUGUUUUGAGUGUGAGUAAGUAUUGCUAAGUGGUAGAUUAGUACCAUGUAUGAUAAAGAAGGAUUCUUGAACGAAUGAGUAAAGAGAGUCGGAAUUGGGUAAAAAUGAGGAAUCUAAUUGGUAAUGAUGAUUGUAAUGAGUAAUCAAAAUAGUGCAGCAAAAGCAGAAUAUAACGUGUUGGAUAAUUGCUGGUAUGACUUGAGAGGAGUCAGAUAGUUGAAAUUCAAUGGUAUAGAAAUGUUAUUAUCGAGUUUCUUGAAGGAAGCAGUUGGUGAAAAGUGUAAGUAUUAUUUCAUCGCUCAGAUGGAAAAGUGUGUCUAAGGUUGGUACGAUCGGUAGAUGGAAUGCCUUACUGCAGUGUUGAUCGGGUGUGGUCAUACCAUGGUUGUGUAAUUAUAUUACUCAGUUAUUGGGUGUAUUGUAUGGGCUAUACCUCAAUGUUCCAUUGUUGUCAAUCUUUUAGAGGUAUAACGAGGGGUACACCUUUGGAUGGUCAAAUGUGAAGUAAGAGUUGAGAUUUGAAUGUAUGAGACAUGUUUUCUGUUGGUAACAUCAGAUGGAUUUUGAUGAUCGACUGGUGGGAAUGUUACUUAGGAACUAGAGAGUUAGAUGAAGGACUCCUAUCUGGAACUUUUCACUAGAAGUACGUUUUCGAGGACGAAAACUCUUUUAGUGGGGGAGAGUUGUAACACCCCAUAUUUUCUAAUUUUAAUUUAAUUGGAAAUUAAAUUAUUAAUUAGAAUUAUUUUGGUAUUUGGUUGAAUUAUUGUAGAAUUAUGGAUUAAGGGCCAUUGGGCCGGAUGGUGAGGUUAGUAGUAUGGGGGUGCUAAGUGAGUAAGCCCAUUACUAACUAUUUUAUGUUUUCAUAAAAUAAGGGAAAUAAGGAAAAAGAGUCAGAACGUGAAAAAUGAGAAGUUGAAGAGAAGAGCUGAGGAACGUAAAGAGGAACCAAAGAGGAAGAGGACCAAAAUGAAGAAUUUGGCUAAGGUAAGGGGUGAUUACUCUAAUUAUAUGGUAUUAUGAUUUUGAUGAUGAUAGGAUUGAAUUAAGGAAUUAGAAUCUCUAUUUGGAAUGUUAGGUUUUGUGAAAUUCCAACACUGACAUGCAUGAUUUGAUGAAUUGACUGCAAUUGAUGAUGUAGUAUUGUUACAUGGUGUUAUGGUAUGUUGUUUGUGCAUUAGAAUCAUGUAUUUGGAGUAUUUUGAUGUUAUUGGUGAUCAAUUUCGUAAUGGUAUGAGUUGGUAUGUGUUUGGGAUGCAUAAAAGCCUUAACAAUUAUGUUUUUCAGCUACUGGGUUCGUAGGAACCGGUUCCCAUGUGGGAGGAACCGGGUUCCGGUACAAAUUCCAGCAGCACGUUUUGAAAACUACUCUAACUUUAAAAGCUUCUAAUUUUCAAACCGUAAGUCCGUUUUAGACGCCGUUUUGGACGUUGUUCCUUAAAUUAAAUGAUCUACCAUAUGAAAUAAAGAAAACAACAAUAACUUGAUUUUAUUUUGAAAAGUAUCAUUUUCUUCAAAUGUAGUUAUUCUUGUUUUGCAUAGUUAAUGAGGUGCAAUGAUUUGUUGUUUGCAUAAUUGAAUAUGUGCAAUAUGUGUGUUGUUAUAAUGUGAUUGCUUUUGCUUGUUAUGCAAAUUGAUGUUGUUCGUGGUAAAUAUGGUUAUCAUGUGUUUUGAUGAAUGAUGAUGCAGAUGGAUGUUAUUCAUGGUAAAUGUUGUUAUCAUGUGUUUUGAUGAAUGAUGAUGAUUGAUUUGUUUUGAAUGAUGCAUGAUACAUGUACAUACUUGUUGGUGAUAACUAUGUUGAGUUAUGUGAGACGAUGUUGUUCAUCGGAUCGGUGAUGUUGUAAGUAUGUCAUAUGUGUGCAUUCAUUCAUAAAUCAUUUGCGUUGGAUCCCGUUGAUGAGUGGAUCGUUGGUGGCUAAUUCCCAUUGUGCGGAGAUUAGUAAGUAGUCAUCGUGUGCCCAUGUGGGGUGUGAGCGAUGAGGUUAGUCUUGUGCCCAUGUGGGGUGUGAGCGACUUGAAGGGCAGUAUCGCAGAGAGAAGUCCUGUGAAUGUGAUUCACGAAUUUUGGUACCACAUGCAUAAGAGUCUGCAUGGUCUUUGUAUAAAUUGUGACAUGUCAGGAUGAAAUCCGGUGUUAUGAUUGUGUGGUGUUAUUGGUGCAUACUUUUGACUUGUACUUGUGAUUGGUAUGAAUUGAUAAAUCUGAAUAUGCUAAGUAGAGUGGAUAAUUGCUUAUGAAAUUCUAUAUCUGACGAUUUAUAAUGCUAUUUAAUUAUGAUGUAGUCCCACCCUUAC